AUGCCUACUGACAAUCAAGAUGCUCAGGAUGAGAGGCCCUCUUCUCCCGGCCGCGGGCGUACCAGCACUACCUCAGAGGCUGGACCAUCCAACCAAGCCCCUCUGCGAGAAGGCAGCUCGAUGAGUCGGGGUCGAACUCGCAGAAUAGAGGUGGAAUAUACCGAGCCUCCUCGAGACCCUGAUGGGUACAAUACCUCCUCACCCGAGGACUAUGUCUAUGAAGACGGCCUAGGCGGCUACGCCCCACGCAAACCCGAUAGCGCAUCCUCCUCAGCGCCGGGCCACUACCAGACCCGCAUGCUGAGCGAGCCCCAGAUGACGCUGCCCGGUGCCGAGUUCCUGCGGCACAGGGACCAGGAGGCCAGGGCGCGAGCGGCCGAGGCGAGCAGGGAGGAGAGGGAGUACCACCGCCAGCAGGCUUCUAUGCAGGCGAGGGAGCCUGGGCGGAGGCGCAAACCCGAUCCUCAUUAUCAUCCAGCUAGAUCGCGUACCUCGACGACCCAGCGUUCGAACGAGGACUGGGGUUGCUGCGUCGUUCUCUAA
Messenger RNA from Cryphonectria parasitica EP155, 543 nucleotides. RefSeq lists its product as uncharacterized. NCBI's taxonomy places the organism in Eukaryota, Fungi, Ascomycota, Sordariomycetes, Diaporthales, Cryphonectriaceae. The transcript is spliced from 2 exons. The coding region runs from base 1 to 543 and encodes 180 amino acids. The record is from RefSeq and is a predicted model, not a curated record.